AUGACAUCGGAUAAUGACCAAUUUAUUGAGAACAUUAUUGAGGAACAUAAUUCGAGACGACAUAAGGUGAGUUCAUUGUUUCUAGUGGAACAGAUAGAAGAUAAAUGAGCCAUUUUCCAGCACAACGCUGCUGAUUUAACUCAUUCGGAUGAGCUCACAAAACUUGCACAAACUUGGGCAAAUAAGUUGGCUAGACAGGUAACAGAUUUUGUUUGGUUGGUUUGAGAUUGUUGUUUUUUCUAGGCAUACAUUUCGUAUAGCGAAAUAAGUGGUGUUGGUGAAAAUAUCACAUUUUUUCCACCGGAUAUUGAGCCAGAUGCAGGUGAGAUGUUUUUCUAUGAGCAAUUUUUUCCUGGAGCCACGAUGAUCAUGAGUAAUUCUUGAUCUUUUAAUCUGAAUUUUUGAAUAAUCUCAAAUCAGACGGAAAUUGGUUCUAUCUUGUAUGAAAUCUUUGUUGGAAUUUUAAAAGGUUGAACUUGAACUUAUUUUCUUUGUGAAGAGUUUGAAUUUGCGAUUUCUUACAUCAGCUCAAAAACAAGGCACCCUAUAGAGAUUUUCUAAAAAAAAAACCUGAUCCCGAUACGACAUCAGAACUGUUCAUCUUGAUUUUUACGUCGGCUUAAUUUUCAGCAUAAGUAUUUUCAGACAAUUUCAUUCAAUGUUAUUCUAGAUAUCUACAACACCGUUCCUAGUUAGCUCAACUUUAUUUCUGCACACUCUAAAUUUUUCUCUUCAAAAACCUGUUCCAUGUCUAGAAAAAAAGUUGAGGCUUGAAUUUCUCCUGAUUAAAUUAGCUCUCUUCUUCUUCCAGUGAACGCACAAUACUUUUUUUUCUUCAAAAUCAACUGAACUUUUUUGCUCCUCAAUACAUACAUAUAAAUUCAAUUUCCAACAAGAAAUGGGUGACACAAAGUACAAAUUUUCAGUUGUUGAACAUUGGUAUUCUGAACACGAAAAAUAUGAAUAUGAGACACCAGGAUGGCAAACUGGAACAAAUUAUUUCACACAAGUUGUUUGGAGAGCCACAAAAGAGGUAGUAGGGAAGGGUCAUAGAUUAUUAUUAUGAGUGAAAUUGAGAAAAAUCCGUUUUUUCUUGAGAUUGGAAUCGGAUAUGCCAUCGUCAAAAAACCGGAUGAGGAUAAUAUUUCAUGUGGUAGUAUUACCAAGUCAAUGACUUCAUUAAGGUGAGAGAUACAACUACAGGGAGGGGUUGUUUUUAAAAAUCAAAACACAAAGUUUGAACUACAUAGAAAUUCGAGUGGGUUUGGGGAUGAUGAAAUUUCAGAAACGUGGAAAAACAUAUGUUUGUUUUUGAUACUUUUAAUUUUUCUCUAGGAGCUCGGAAAAUCGUUUACAUUUUUCAAAAAAAAAAAGUAUAAUGAGAUUAAUUUUUUGAAUAUCGAAAAACAUUGUUGUAAAACAAACAUUUUGGUAUAAUUUUAGGAAGGUUCUAUAAGUUGUUCGAGAAAAAAACAACAGUAGAUAUGCGAGCUUGAAAAUUAAUGUUUUUUUGGCUUCUGGAAUCAAUAAAAGUCCCUCACAAUAUUUGUUAUCUAAAAUUUAAAAUAUUUUUCUGAUACACAAGUUCUUUUUUUCACAAGCCCCUUUGAAAAUUAGUUCAAUUCCACUUCAUUUUUCCCUGACUCUCCAAAAAUUUAUAAACAAACAAAUGUCUUUUUUCUCUUUUCAUCUCCCUUUUCUUCACUCUCUCAUCCUUUCACCACAGGGACAGCAAAAGCUAAACAUUAAAAUGCGCUCCACUUGAAUACAUUGUCUCUGCGUCUCUCAUGCAGUUCUCUUGCAAUAACAUUUUCGGGAUGAAAUAAAUCAAAACAGCCUUUAGAACUUGUUCUGUUUCACAGUUUGUCUUUGAAACGAUGACAAAAGCGGAACUAGAUUGGAAAAUUGAGAAAAUAUAACAUUUUUAUAGCAGUAGCAAUGGAAAACUGGCAGCCGAAGGCGACAAAAUCAUUGUUGCAUUUUAUCGUCCAGCUGGAAACAACAAUCGAGCUGGACAAUUUGCGAUAAAUGUUCAAAAACCAUAA
Caenorhabditis angaria is the source of this 2045-nucleotide messenger RNA. The record is from the annotation of a GenBank genome assembly. Lineage: Eukaryota; Metazoa; Nematoda; Chromadorea; Rhabditida; Rhabditidae.